Vavraia culicis subsp. floridensis is the source of this 1977-nucleotide messenger RNA. RefSeq lists its product as uncharacterized. NCBI's taxonomy places the organism in Eukaryota, Fungi, Microsporidia, Pleistophoridae. Gene Ontology annotation, molecular function: glycerol-3-phosphate dehydrogenase (quinone) activity. The record is from RefSeq and is a predicted model, not a curated record. The coding region runs from base 1 to 1773 and encodes 590 amino acids. Gene Ontology annotation, biological process: glycerol-3-phosphate metabolic process. The transcript has a single exon. Gene Ontology annotation, cellular component: glycerol-3-phosphate dehydrogenase (FAD) complex.
AUGGGCAAAACAGGUAAAAUAGCACUUCUGACAGGCACAAUAGUACUGAGCUACGUCGUGUACAACCACUACGACAACAAACGAAAAAGAAAAAUGAUCGAGGAGCUUAAUGCACACCCACCUUUAUCCUGGAAGCCUUCAAGCCGACAUACCACAAUACACAACAUGAAAACAAAGUACUACGAUGUCCUGGUCAUUGGUGGGGGUGCUUCCGGUUCAGGAUGUGCGCUGGAUGCAGCUACCAGGGGAUUGAAAGUUGCGAUGGUCGAGUCCGGUGACUUUGGAAGUGAAACGAGCUCAAAAAGUACAAAACUGUUGCAUGGUGGCGUGCGCUAUCUGGACAAGGCAGUAAAAUCUUUCGAUCUAAGUAAUUUACAGCUCGUAUUAGAGGCAUUGAAGGAAAGGAAGUAUGUGAUAGAUGCCAUACCGUAUAUGGCAAAGCCAAUUGCACUAAUGUUGCCUGUGUAUAGCAAAAUACUGGUGCCUUAUUUUUUGAUGGGCCUGAAAAUGUACGACUACUUCUCCUGGAAUAAAUCGCUGGGCGGUAGCUACCACAUAAGCACCAAAGAGACACUGCAACACUUUCCAAAUAUAAAACUUGAUGGGCUGAAAGGCAGUAUAGUGUACUAUGAUGGAAUACACGAUGAUAGUCGUUCAAACGUAGUGAUAGCGCUGACUGCAGCAUAUUACAACGCAGAUAUACUCAACUACUCACCCGUAAAGCAGCUUAUCAAGAACGAUGGUGUUGUGGUCGGUGCGGUAUGCAAGGACAGAAUCGGUGGCGAGGAGUUUAAAAUACGUGCAAAAUGUGUCAUCAGCACAGCCGGUCCAUUCACUGACCAGAUUAAGAAGUUGGCAAAUCCUAAAUCACCAAGCCUGGUUGUUCCCAGUUCUGGCGUCCACAUAGUUGUACCGAAGGAGUACGGUGCUAACGAUAUGGGCCUUAUCAAUCCAAAUACAAGCGAUAAUCGCGUCCUUUUCUUCAUUCCAUGGCUCAACAAAACCAUCAUAGGCUGCACAGACAAUCCGUGCAAAGUUGAGAAAGAACCCAAACCAAGAGAUGAGGAAAUAUCGUACAUUCUAAAUGAGGCCAAUAGGUUCUUAAAAGAGGAUAAGAUGUUGAAGAAGAAGGAUAUUUCAUCGGUAUGGUGUGGAAUACGACCGCUUGUUAAGGAUCCAUCACGUAAGGACACGAAGAGUCUGGCACGCAACCAUAUAGCAUACCUUACUGAGGAGAAUUUGCUCGUAUUGGCAGGCGGAAAAUGGACUACACACAGAAAAAUGGCAGAAGAUGCAAUCGAUCUCGCGGUAAAAAAGUUCUAUUUAAACCCAGCAAGACCAUGCGUAACUAAUUACAUCAAAAUGUUGGGCUCACACAACUACACAAAGCAGCUUUCAGCUGAUAUUCAGCGUGAACUCGACCUUAGUGAAGAUGAGGCCAUGCACUUCGUAACGCGCUACGGAGACCGGUCAAUGAUUUUUCAGAACUACAAAAACAGGAGGGAGCCGCUAAAAAGACUGCACAACGACUACAUGUACACAGAGGAAGAAGUAUACUAUGCUAUAGAUCAUGAAAUGGCGUGCAAGCCGGCCGAUGUAUUGACGAGAAGAACUCGAUUAGGAUUUUUGGAUGUGAAAGCAUGUGAAAAGGCUCUUGACAAAGUAAUGGAUAUAUUUGUAAAGAGAAUGUCAUGGAGUGCACAAAAAAUGAAGAAGGAAAAGAAAGAGUGCUUAGAGAUGCUCGAAAGUUUGGGGCUAAAGCUCCUGAAGUAAGAACCUGCAAUGCUUUAACCAGGUGAUCAUUUGAAGAUGUGCGGAGCAUCUAAGUAUGUUCAACGAGUAGCGAUACAUGUUUGGAAUAAAAAAAGAAGUACAAAAUACAAUUUGAACUAUGUUACACAUGCUUAAAGUUAUAAUGUGUUACUGCUUAGUGUGCGGAUAACAAGGAAUGUGCCAUCGGGUAUGAUUUGUAGUGGC